UAGAUGAUAAAUUGCGCAGCGCAACCAAAAUUAGACUUACACUCACUUCAUGCUUCAUCACUAACCCUCGCAAUAUCAGCUGGAUAGGAAGCAUCAUGGAUGUGGGUGGAGUGAUUUACACGGUGGUGGAAGUGCUCAUUGCUGUUAGCUGCUGCCUGGGUAACUUGUUGGUGAUUUUGGCUCUGUGGACCAGUAAAAGCAUCCAACAACCCACUUUCUGCCUCAUUGUCUCUCUGGCUGUGGCUGACCUCAUGGUUGGAUGUGUAGCCAUUCCGAUGGCGGUGUUGGUGGAUGGACAAGUGAAGACUACAUUCCACACCUGUCUCUUCAUCAGCUGUGUGGUCAUCCUGCUGACCCUUGUUUCAGUCCUGUGUCUGCUGGCCAUUGCUGUGGACCGUUAUCUCCGGGUGUAUAUCCCUCUGAGGUACAAGAAGACUGCAUCACAGAGACAUUCUUGUCUUGUGGUGGCUGCAUGUUGGCUUGGUGCAAUACCGCUGAGCUUUGCACCCAUGUUUGGAUGGCACAAAUCAGAAAAACUUUCUUCCAAUUCUUCCUGCCAGUUUAUAAAAGUGAUUCCAAUGUCCUACUUGGUUUACUUCAAUUUUUUCUUGUGUACCUUAACACCUCUGUUGGUGAUGAUUGUAUUGUACAGCUGCGUCUUCUAUAGCAUUCGAAAAAACCUUCGAGAAAGACCUGGAAAUAGUUUCCAAAAACUGUCAGAAAACUACCUAAAAAAAGAGAAACAGCUGGCAGCAUCUUUGUCUGUGGUCUUGGCCCUGUUUGCCCUGUCCUGGCUCCCUCUCCACAUAAUGAACUGCAUUCACUACUUAGAAAUAAAUAAUGUACCACAAACAGCUUUCUAUGUCGGCAUUGUGCUUUCUCAUGCUAACUCAGCUGUCAACCCAGUUGUGUAUGCAUUCAAAAUUCCAAAGAUUAAAACAGCAUAUGUGAAGAUCUGGAAACGAUUUAUUUCAUGUUCAGCAGAAAAUCAAAGUUCUCAGACAAGCCAGACAACAGACAACAAUCCCAGCAGUAACAGUAUUACCUGUAAUAAUUAAGACUGAUUUCCAACCUAAUUUGUUUUUUAUUCAAGGGCACUUUUUUUUCCCCCCUUUGGGGUCACUUUUGUUUGACAGCUUUUUAAUGUUAUGUAAACAUCUUUUAUCUUUUUAAUCCAAAAGCAGUAUUUUUUACUGAUGCAUAUGACAUGCAGUGGCUCUGUACAGAAAAAGUAAACAAAUGUUGCUCUGAACACUGAAUGAUCUGUUUUUUUUCUAUAUCCUGUGAAUGUCUGUCUGGAUUGCAAAAACCUGUCUUGCAGAGAAAAAACUGCAACUUCCACCUUACUUUUAUUUAAAAGUUUUUGUUUUCACACUAAGUUUCAUAUCGUUUUUUCACUGUGUUUCAGUUCAAGUUCCAGUUCUGCAUGUGUUUGAUAGAAAGUGCUAAAAUGGCAGUAAGAGAGUUUACAUACUCAGCUCAACAAUUCUUAAAUCCUGCUUAGUGCUGAACAGCUAAAAUUGCCUGCAACAACAAAAGGGUUACAUGUCAGCAUUUAAAAAAGAACAUGUUUGUUCUUUUUAAAACAGCGUGACUUGAAAAUUUGCUCAUUAUGCUUUAAAGGUUUUUCUAUUGCAUACUUUUCUACGCCACACUUGUUAAACCAAGUCUUCAAUGACUAUUUCAGAUAAUUGCUUCAAAUUCUUGUUCAUUUGUUUUGGUCACACUGUAUCAGAUGUUGGUUGUCUCUGUUUCUGUACUACCUUGAUAUGUUUUUUUUUUUUUUUUUUUUUUUUUUUGGUUUUGUGCAACUGAGAACUGACACACAUUUCAUAAUGAUGUACUGUAACAGUACCACACAAUGUAACCUCACAAAUAACCACAGAAUUGGGUCAACCAGUUGCAUGCAGUUUCAGUAAACAUAACACAGUACAUUAAAAUUAAAUUUAUCUAUCUAUCUAGAUAGAUAGAUAAAUUUAAUUUUAACCAAUUUUAUUUUGUCCAUUAUACAGAUUUGUACUUUCCCUUGAAACUUGAUGCAGAAUGUAAAUAAAUUGGGUUAAAUUG
Melanotaenia boesemani (Boeseman's rainbowfish) is the source of this 2067-nucleotide messenger RNA. Its product is annotated as adenosine receptor A1-like. Gene Ontology annotation, biological process: G protein-coupled adenosine receptor signaling pathway. The coding region runs from base 96 to 1058 and encodes 320 amino acids. NCBI's taxonomy places the organism in Eukaryota, Metazoa, Chordata, Actinopteri, Atheriniformes, Melanotaeniidae. Gene Ontology annotation, cellular component: dendrite; membrane; synapse. Gene Ontology annotation, molecular function: G protein-coupled adenosine receptor activity. The transcript is spliced from 2 exons. The record is from RefSeq and is a predicted model, not a curated record.